AGCACCUGAACAGGAGCGGCCGACAGCAGCACACACCCAUUGGCCUUUAGGUGGAGGUGGCACACCGUUGGAAGGACGCAGGAGAAAGACUCGUAAAUAACAUCCGCGAUGGCUUUAGCCAGAGAUCCAGGGGUGGUCCAGGAGCAGAAAGACGCGGCCGACCAAAACUUCGACUACAUGUUCAAGCUGCUGAUUAUCGGCAACAGCAGCGUGGGAAAGACCUCCUUCCUCUUCCGCUACGCAGAUGACUCUUUCACUUCAGCGUUCGUCAGCACAGUGGGCAUCGACUUUAAAGUGAAGACCAUCUACAGGAACGAAAAGAGGGUCAAACUACAGAUCUGGGACACAGCAGGGCAGGAGCGCUACCGGACCAUCACCACAGCAUACUACAGAGGAGCCAUGGGGUUCCUGCUCAUGUAUGAUAUCACAAGCCAGGAGUCGUUCUGCGCUGUUCAGGACUGGGCAACCCAAAUCAAGACUUACUCAUGGGACAACGCUCAGGUGGUGCUGGUGGGCAACAAGCUGGACCUGGAGGAUGACAGGCAGGUCCCGACCGCUGACGCCCAAAAAUUGGCCACUGAGCUCGGCUUCCAGUUCUUUGAGGCCAGCGCCAAAGACAAUAUCAACGUGAAGCAGGUCUUUGACAAGCUGGUGGACGUCAUCUGUGAGAAGAUGAACGAGACCGUCAACAGUGAUGUCAGCAUGGCAGCCAAUCAGAAGGGAGAUACCCUUAAGAACACAGCCAACAAAAGUCAGGGCAGCUGCGCAUGCUGAUAGAUGAUAAGAGAAAUUCACAAGAAGGUUUCAAAGGGAACACACACACACACUUCCACAAAUUACCUGAAUAGCCAAAAAUCUGUCAUUAUUAUGUCACUGGAACACUAACAUAAGUGCUUGGCUCCUUUUUUAAAAUUGGUUUUCACUUGAUUUUUUUUUCCUCAACUCGGUGGCAUUUGGAGCACUUCCUCAUUAUUUCAAUGUGGCUUGAGAUGCCAAAGAGCUGCACUAAGCAGCUGUGCCUUUUUGCACAAUACCUCUGCUACGCUUGUACAGUGUUGUGAAUGAACACCUGUUGCAGGUGAGGAUGUCAAUGAAAGGCAGUUACCUCAUGAGCACAGCGAGGGGAUUCACUCUGAUUUACUUGUGUCAUGCUUCCCCCUUGUGGGUGUUACAUGAAAAUGCAUCACUGUGACUCGUCCUCCGUGUGUAUCCCGUUAAUUAUAUAUAGCCCCAAGUUACCUCACUUAAUGUUCGGUACAAAGUCAAACAUACCUGGAAGUUGAGGUCACACCUGAAGGUACUAUGUCAUUCCAGGUGUAUGUGCGUCAUUCACUCUUAGGAAUUUCCUCAUUCCGUUUAAUUUAUUUUUCUUUUCUUCUUGUACAUUUAAUGAUUAUUGUUAGUUCAAUAUUUCAUUUUUCAGAUUUAUUGUGUCCGUGUUGAAGUUGUGAUUAAAAGAUAUGAAUCUA
Stegastes partitus (bicolor damselfish) is the source of this 1469-nucleotide messenger RNA. RefSeq names its product RAB3D, member RAS oncogene family, a (gene rab3da). Gene Ontology annotation, molecular function: GTP binding; GTPase activity. The transcript has 5 exons. Lineage: Eukaryota; Metazoa; Chordata; Actinopteri; Pomacentridae. The record is from RefSeq and is a predicted model, not a curated record. Bases 109 to 774 code for a protein of 221 amino acids.